AUGUCCAAAGCAAGUUGCGACAAAUCCAUCAUUGGAGUAGUGCUUGGCUCUCUCAUUCUCCUCUUUCCGUCACUUGCCUAUCUGAUUGCACAAAUUGUCCUUACAGUGAAAAACAAUGUCCAUCUCGAAGGAAAUGAUCUAGUCUUUUCCAUUCUCACCUACACUGCACUUUCAAUUUUUAUUUUGACAGGUGUCAUUGGUAUUGCAUCCAUUGUGGAUUGUUUUGGAUCCAAUAAUGCAAGCAUUUCUCGUAAAUAUCUCAUCGGAUGUUCCAUUCAUUGGUUCAUUUGGAUUUUACUUUCCAUCGGUGCUGUCAUUUCCUUAAUUGUUGUUUAUUCCUUGCAUUUAGAGUCGAUUUUAAAACAACCAAAUCCAAAUCCAAAUAACAAUUCUUCAGAACUCGAUGAAUAUACCAAACAGAAAAUUCUCGUUGGAACUUGGAUUGGUGUGAGUGGUUUUAUUUUGUUGUGUUGUUUAUUACCAAUUUGUUGUUGUGGAAUUUCGAGAAUGAUUUCUGUGGUGAAAUCCACAACACGUUACAAGAUGGGUGAACCAGGACAGUAUUCGAGAUUAUCCAAUGAUGAUUUGUAA
Molecule: messenger RNA, 591 nt
Organism: Naegleria lovaniensis
Lineage: Eukaryota; Heterolobosea; Eutetramitea; Acrasida; Naegleriidae
Exons: 1
Coding region: 1-591 (196 amino acids)
Source: RefSeq, a predicted model, not a curated record